Messenger RNA from Culicoides brevitarsis, 861 nucleotides. It is a transcript of the gene Awh, whose product is annotated as LIM/homeobox protein Awh. NCBI's taxonomy places the organism in Eukaryota, Metazoa, Arthropoda, Insecta, Diptera, Ceratopogonidae. Gene Ontology annotation, cellular component: nucleus. The transcript is spliced from 6 exons. Gene Ontology annotation, biological process: neuron differentiation; regulation of transcription by RNA polymerase II. Bases 1 to 861 code for a protein of 286 amino acids. Gene Ontology annotation, molecular function: DNA-binding transcription factor activity, RNA polymerase II-specific; RNA polymerase II transcription regulatory region sequence-specific DNA binding. The record is from RefSeq and is a predicted model, not a curated record.
AUGGCGUCAAAUUUACUUACCCUUCAUACAGAGCUGAGGACAUGUCAGGCGUGUGGUGAACCAAUAUCGGAUCGUUACUUAUUGGAGGUCGGCGGGUGUACGUGGCACAGUUCGUGUUUGCGAUGCUGCGUUUGCCUCACACCUCUCGACAGACAGCCAUCGUGUUUUCUGCGGGAGAGACAAGUCUAUUGUAAAGCUGAUUAUGCAAAAAACUUCGGUGCCAAAUGUUCCAAAUGCUGUCGUGGCAUUUCCGCAUCCGAUUGGGUUCGAAGGGCCCGCGAUCUCGUUUUCCACCUUGCUUGCUUCGCCUGUGAUCAAUGCGGACGUCAAUUGUCGACGGGAGAGCAAUUCGCCCUGCUCGACGAUCGGGUGCUGUGUAAAGCGCAUUACAUGGAAACAAUUGACGGAGGCACAACCUCCAGUGAUGAUGGCUGUGAUGCUGAUGGUUAUCAUAAAAAUAAGGCAAAACGGGUGCGAACAACUUUCACGGAGGAGCAAUUGCAAGUCCUGCAAGCCAACUUCCAGCUGGAUAGCAACCCCGAUGGACAGGAUCUCGAACGAAUAGCUUCGGUAACGGGACUCAGCAAACGUGUCACACAAGUGUGGUUCCAAAAUUCCCGGGCACGACAGAAAAAACACAUUCAUGCCGUUCCUCGAGAAAACGAAGCUGCAAACUUUGGCAGACACAUCAAUCUUCAACUCACUUAUUCCUUUCAACAAAAUUCCAAUUCACACAAUCCACUGCACAUAGGUAAUAAUAACAACAACAACAACAAUAGUUCAAAAUUUACACCACACGAAUCCUCCUUGGACGAGUUGUCCGAAGACUCGACGAUGCAUUGCAUGCAGAACGAGGUGUGA